AUGUUUGUAGCUCAGUUCACUUCUCGGGAAUGUAUUGUGAAACAAUCUAGACAACUGUUAUGGUUGGUGGGCCGAAGACGGUCGUCGAGAGCGCCUCCGCGCGGUGCCUUCACCGUCCGCCGCAAGAGGGCGCCGCCUCCGCCUUCUCUGGCGCGGCGCGGCGCCGCAGGUAGGCGCUGGCGCGAGCGAGCGGGCGCGGCGCGGCGCUGCACGGCGCGGGAAGACGGCGGCGGCGGCGGGAGAGCCCACGUGACCGGCACGGCGGCGGCGAGCGCGCGCUCGCCUCAGUAUCAGCGGCGACGGCAGCCGGGCAGGCCAGGUAGCCCGCCCCGCGCUCUCACGUGCGCCUUCGCCUUCGGGAGUGAGAGAGAGAGCGAGCCAGCGAGCCAGCCCACGACCGCUCCGACGAGGACGACGCGGCGGCGGCGGAGGCGGCCCGCGCGCUACUUCCACGCCGCAAGAGGAGCUCCGUGCGGCGGCGGGUCCGGGCCGGCACAGCCCCUCAGUAGCAUCUCGACGUCCGGGGAGCACGUCGUCAAGAUCCGCAUCAACCCCGACGGCCCCAGCGCCGGCAGCAUCCGCAUCAGCGUCGGCAGCCAGGACUCGACGGUGGAGGACAUGGUGCGUCGGCCUGCGGACGCCUUCCUCAAGCAGCCCGAGCGCAACAACCCCUACUUCUUCUGCAGCUCCUUCCCCACGUCGGGGAUGGUCAUUUCCAGCGGGCAGUCGUCCCCGAGCGACACCCUGGACAGCGGCACUUGCUCCGAUCUGGACGGCAGCACGCCGCCCCCGCUGCCCAAGAAGAACGGCGUGUCGGCGGCGGCGGCAGCGGCCGCGGCGGCCACCGUCACCGUCACCGUCAACGGCAGCCACCCGCAGCACCGGCGCACCGCCAGCCUCACCAGCAGCGGCAACGACGCCGACAGCGACGAGGACGCGGGCAGCAACAUCAGUUGCGACUCGCUCAACAGCCACGAGCUCAACGGAGGCGGCGAGCUCGAUGACUCCACGCACUACGCCUUCUCCAAGAUCGGGCUCAGCAACGGCCACCACAAGCACAGCGAGACUAUCAUGGAGAGCAUCCAGGAGGAAAAAAUUAUUUCUCCUCCGUCGCCGACCCUCAAGAGCGUCGCGUUGACGGUGCGCGCUAACAAUCUUGUAAAUAACCCAAUGACCGCUGCGGUGGCUCCGCUGGUCGCCGCCACGGCCGCUACGGUCACCGCCAACAACACCAGCGCGCACAUGUCCAACAACUCGUUCAGCGCCUCCAACAAUUCUUUCAGCGUCUCCAACAAUUCUUUCGGCACUUCCAACAGUUCUUUCGGCGCUUCCAACAAUUCUUUCGGCACUUCAAGCAGCUCCUUCGGUGCUUCAGACCGCUCUUUCGGCGUAUCCGACAACGCCGUCAGCGCCAUCGUCAAUGGCGCUGCGACCAACGUCGUCACCUUCAACGGGCCGCUCGUCAACUCACCCGCCAGCGCCGUCGGCGGCGUGCCGAAACCGCCGCCUCCGAAAACCCCGGCGAAACCCGCAAAGGCCAUCCCGUCGCCUCCGACACCCCCGAAAACACCCUCCAGCCCCACCGGCCAGAAGACCUUCCUGCCUCAAGGUCUCCUCCAAGACAUCCGCGACCGCACCGCCACGCUCAACGGCGUGUCCUCCACCCCGCCCGCGACCCCGGGCACUCGCAAGCUGCGCACGUGGGGCGAGAUCACCCCACCGAAAACCCCGGAGCCGGCCAGCCCCGAGCCGAAAGAGUACCCGAAGAACCAAUCGUCCUUGUACCGCAUCCUGCAAACCACCCCUUCAGAACCCGACUCGCCCAAAACGUCCGCCAGCGGCGGGAUCGUCAAAGAACGUACGUACGAGGAACGCACUCGCGAGAUCACCGCCGAAGCCCAGAACGCUGCCGCCGCCGCCGAAGCGUCCCGCGCGCGCAUCGGCUCCUACAAGUACGAAGAAGACCGCUACUACCAGUUCCACCUGAACGAGCGCGAGCCGGAGCCCGAGGACCCGAAGGCCGUGCGCGCCACCGACGAGGAGGACGAGGAGACGUUCGCAGGGCUGAAGGACAUCAUGGGCAACAAGGAGGGCAGCGCCACCAUCCGCAGCGCCAAGGGCACCGUGCGCGGAGUCAAGAACCGCGUGCGCGCGGGCAUCGCCACCUUCCUGCACUACCCCGACACUAAGAAUUACAAGGAAAAAGAAGCUGGAAAAGUGGUGUUAUAUGUUACCACCAUGGGCAUCGUGAGGCAUACCUUUCAAGAGUGCCUCAAGGUGAAGAAGAUACUGCGGACAUUACUGCCCUGAUGUUUGCAACACUUGUCAAGUAUGUGGAGGUUUCCGCUUACUGCCAUGUUCCAUCUGCAAUGGCAGCAAGAAGUCAAUGCAUCGUAAUGAUUUCACUGCUGAGUUUGUAGCCCUGAAAUGCAUGAGCUGCGAUGAAGUGGGCCUCGUGAAAUGUCACGCAUGCUAAGGACAUAAUGUUUGAAUGAUGCUGACAAAGUGUCUCGACAUAAAAAUGAGCUGAAGCUUCCUACAUGGUGCCAAUUGGGUUAGCAUUAUACAGUUUUAGGUAUAUGUGUGUGAUAACAUAUAUUUAUAGAUGUUUCAAAAAGUUGUGUAUUGGUCUUUUAAGUCAUAAGAUCAAUCAGUACUCUCGUAUUAGUACUGUUCCAUAGGGAAUCAAAUGGAUUCACUCCAUAAUGGACUUGCAUUUAAAGCAACCAAUUAAGAACUGAGGAACCUCAACCAGAUAGACUGUGUAACAUUUUUUACUCUAUUAAAAUGGACACUGAAACAGAGUGAAAGAAAACAUGAAGUUGUCCUUGUGCAAUUUUGCUUACACAGCAAUGUUUCGUUUAUGUGAAUUGUGUUGUUAGAUCAUGUUUUAGCUGUGUGAAAAUAAAUAAGUGCAGUUGCUAAUACAAAAGAUUCUGCUAAUUUAAUUUUCAACGUAAAACCAAUGCUUCCAUCAUAGAGGUUUUUAAAGAACCAUUGCUUGCACUUCUUUUAAUUUUUUACUUUUAUAUUUUGUAGAAAGAAUGUUAGGGUCAAGUUGUUUGCAUGUCAUUACAAACAACAGUUUUGACUGACUGUCUUUAAAAGGUAAGGAUAAAAUUUGUGAUAUUAACAGAACUGAGAUUUUAUUUUGGAGAUUUGAUGAUGAAACCUACAUCAUUUUGCAAUAUGAUGAGGGGUUAUCCGUCCCUCACAUUCAUACAGGAUAUGGGAGUAGUAUAUAUGUUUCAGUAGAGCUAAUUACAAGAAUGUCUGUUGUGAAUUUCCUGACAAAAAGGAAAUUUUAAAGAAAGUCUCAAUGUGAAUGUAUUUCAGUAAUUGUGAAUGAACUGCAAAGAAUUCAAAUCUUUUAUUAUUAAAUAUUUAAUCAUUUGACUCACUAUUUUAUAGAUGAGUCAAUGCUUUUAAAACUUAAUAUAAAAGCUGAAUUAAAAAAAUUGAAUUUUAAUAUGAUUUUAGGGGAUGAGCUUGUUACUUUUCAAAUCUCAGAGGAUAAAUGAGAAUGAUGGAAUUAUUAAAAUGAAAGUUGCUGUUUAAAAAUAUGUGCCUAAAUUCCUUUCUGAAGGACUUCCUUGAUAAUAACUUUAAAGUAGUUACAAAUGAUCUACGAGAUAUUUUGUUACUAAUAUUUGGAUCAAUAAGUUAGUAACAUUACUAUUAUGUUAUACUCUUAAUGAUUGUAUAGUCGCCUUUAGCUAAAAACAAAUUUUAAAAAACAGUGAAACUAUAACUGUUAAGUACUUUUUUUAAGACCUAGACAACUACAUUAAUUUGAGACCAGUAACAUCUGCUCAUUUUAAAUGCAAGAUAUUACAAUGGAGCUUUUAAUAUAUUGUUCUGAAAGAGGCAUACUUUUCAUAGAUAUUUACCUUUUUAUACAUCUUAGGUUAAUUGUUCUUUUAAUAUAAUUGUUUGUAUUUAUGUAAAUAAGAGAGUGCUCAUAGCUUAAGCUCAAAUAUAAAACAUACUGCUGUAACUGCAUAAGUGCUUAUUUCAAUAAAUAUUUAUGUU
Gryllus bimaculatus (two-spotted cricket) is the source of this 4032-nucleotide messenger RNA. Lineage: Eukaryota; Metazoa; Arthropoda; Insecta; Orthoptera; Gryllidae. The record is from the annotation of a GenBank genome assembly.